This is a messenger RNA of Olea europaea var. sylvestris, 2127 nucleotides long. RefSeq names its product protein FAR1-RELATED SEQUENCE 5-like. The transcript has 3 exons. Bases 1 to 2127 code for a protein of 708 amino acids. Gene Ontology annotation, molecular function: zinc ion binding. The record is from RefSeq and is a predicted model, not a curated record. Gene Ontology annotation, biological process: regulation of DNA-templated transcription. Lineage: Eukaryota; Viridiplantae; Streptophyta; Magnoliopsida; Lamiales; Oleaceae.
AUGGAAGGUGGCAUUGAUGAUUUUUUGUUGGAAACUGAGGAUGAGAUCAUUGCGGAGAACAGGAACAUAGUGGAAGAUGAAAUGUUAGGAGAUGAUGGUAUCGUUGUACCUAAGGUCGGAAUGAUAUUUUUAGCAGUGAAAAUGAAAUGUCGAAGGCCAAGUACUGCUACCGGAUCUGUAAGGCCGCAACCAACAAUUCAAACCAAUUGUAAGGCCCGGAUAAGCGCAUCUUCAGAUGAUCAUGGAUCUUGGAGAAUUAAUGCAGUCCACCUCGACCACAAUCAUGGAACAAGCCCAUCGAAAUCCAGGUUGUUUCGAUGCAAUAGAGAACUGAGUGCACAGGUUAAGCGGAGGCUUGAAGUGAACGAUGUGGUGGGAAUUCCGUUGCACAAAAGUUAUAAUUCCGCAGUUGUUGAGGCGGGCGGAUACGAAAAUAUGACUUGUGUGGAAAAGGAUUGUCGGAACUACAUCGAACAAGUGAGACGGUUGAGACUCGGAGAAGGAGAUGCCGCCGCAAUACAAGCAUAUUUUUCAAAUAUGCAAGCACAUUGCUCGGGGUUUUAUUUUAGUAUUGAUUUGGAUGAUGAAUCGCGGUUGAGGAACAUAUUUUGGGCAGAUAAUAGGUGUAGGCAUGCAUACAAGGAAUUCGGCGAUAUGGUCACGUUUGAUACAACGUAUCUUACAAAUAAGUAUGAUAUGCCUUUUGCUCCUUUCGUUGGCGUCAAUCACCAUGGACAAUCAACACUGCUUGGUUGUGGUUUGCUUUCGAACGAGGAUACAAAUAGUUUUGUGUGGCUAUUUAGGUCAUGGCUUCAGUGCAUGCACAGUGUAGCUCCCCAUGGAAUAAUCACUGAUCAGGAUAGAGCCAUGCAAAAUGCAAUUCAAAUUGUUUUUCCAAAUACAAACCAUAGGUGGUGUUUAUGGCACAUUUUGAAAAAGUUGCCAGAGAAGUUUGGGUACCAUAUUGAUAAGGGUUCUAUAUUUUCUGAUAUACAUGGAUUGGUGUAUGAUUCCCAGUUCGUUGAAGAGUUUGAAGAAGGUUGGAUCGCAAUGAUUAAUAAGUUUGGAUUGCAUGAAAAUGAUUGGUUAUCUGGACUAUACGAGAACAGAAAGCGUUGGGUUCCUUGCCUUCUGAAAAUCACUUUUUGGGCAGGGAUGUCAACAACGCAAAGAAGUGAGAGUAUGAAUGCGUUCUUUGACGGAUAUGUACACUCAAAGACUUCAUUGAAACAGUUUGUAGAACAAUAUGAGCGAGCACUAAGGAAUAAGGUUGAAAAGGAAUUUCAAGCUGAUUUCAAAUCAUAUUCACAAAUGCUACCAUGCGUAAGUAUGUUUGAAAUGGAGAAACAAUUUCAAUCUGUUUAUACCAUCUCAAAAUUCAAGGAGGUUCAGGAGGAGUUUAUAGGGAAGAUGUAUUGUGACCUCAUAUCUACUUCAGAAAAUAGUUUUGGGACAAUGUACGAGGUCUGCGAAGUUGUGGCAUGCGGCGAGCGAAUGAAGAAAAAAACAUUUUUUGUGUCAUUUCAAAAGGAGAAUUGUCAAUUCAUUUGCAGCUGUCACUUGUUCGAGUUUAGGGGUAUAAUUUGUAGGCAUGCGAUAUCGGUGUUGAUCCGUAAUUGCAUCACAUCAAUACCGGAGAGGUACAUACUGAGACGAUGGAGAAGAGAUGUUAGUAGAGCACACGCGAGGGUUGCUGUGAACUAUGCUGGGUUGGUUAGUACACCUAGUCAGUUGAGAUAUGAUAGUAUGUGUCAGUCUUUUGCUGGGUUGGCAGAUCUUGCUGCUGAUGAUGACGGGCAGACUCGCGCCAUAAUAGACUGGAUAGAAUCGCAGUGUACAGUUCUUACGUUGACACGGACGAGUACAAGCACUAAUGUCCUCGCACACCAUACGGUACAAUUAGGCCCCCAGUGUAAUGUAUCGCAGAAUACCUUGAGCGGGAGCGUACGGGACCCUCUCGUGUCAAGAAGAAAGGGUGCACCAAAGAAACUUCGAAGUAAAAGCCCGUUGGAGUCGAGUUUGAAGAAAGUAAAGGCAACAUUGACAUCGAGCAAAGGAAAGAGACCAAAUUCGAGUCAGAGUGCUACUCCAGUUGGUACACAAGAACUUCAGGCGUCCCAACAUUAG